Manduca sexta (tobacco hornworm) is the source of this 1094-nucleotide messenger RNA. RefSeq names its product lysosomal alpha-mannosidase-like. The record is from RefSeq and is a predicted model, not a curated record. Gene Ontology annotation, biological process: mannose metabolic process. Gene Ontology annotation, molecular function: alpha-mannosidase activity. Gene Ontology annotation, cellular component: lysosome. The transcript is spliced from 9 exons. Bases 90 to 1052 code for a protein of 320 amino acids. Lineage: Eukaryota; Metazoa; Arthropoda; Insecta; Lepidoptera; Sphingidae.
GUCUUCUUAAUUGUGUAAUCAAGUUCAGAUAAAAGGUAUAUAGUUUUGUUACACCACGUCAGAUGUUAAUCAUAGUUGUUCAUCGAUAGAUGGUAGCUAUGUUGAAGCUGUUGGUGCUGUUGGUGACUUUGGCUGGAGUAUUCUCCGUGCCUCUUCAGGAUAAGAUCACUCCGAGGAGCGGCGAGGCUUGUGGCUAUGAGAGCUGCCCAGUCACAGAGAGCGGAGUCCUGAAUGUGCACAUAGUUCCGCACACACACGAUGACGUCGGAUGGCUGAAAACUGUAGACCAAUAUUAUUAUGGAAGUAGAAACAGGGUACAGAAGGCUGGUGUGCAAUACAUAAUAGAUUCAGUUGUCAAGGAAUUAUGGGAAGAUCCUAAGAGAAAGUUUAUAUACGUGGAGACAGCUUUCUUCUGGAAGUGGUGGGUGCGCCAGCCCGAGAGCAUCAGGGAUAAAGUGCACACGUUGGUGAGGCAGGGUCGGCUGCAAUUCGUCGGUGGCGCGUGGUCCAUGAACGACGAGGCAGCCUCACACUAUCAGAGCACCAUCGAUCAAUUCACAUGGGGACUCAGUAAAUUAAAUGAUACUUUCGGCACGUGCGGCCUGCCUCGCGUCGGUUGGCAGAUAGACCCAUUCGGUCACUCGCGAGAGUUCGCCUCCCUGCUCGCCGCGAUGGGGUACGACGGACUGUUCCUCGGCAGAAUAGACUAUCAGGACAAGAGCAGCAGACUCCAUAACCAGGACAUGGAGAUGGUGUGGAGAGGAGAUGAUGUGUUGGGUAAAUCAUCCGACAUUUUCGCGGGUGUGUUGUUCAACACGUACUCGCCGCCUCCGGGCUUUUGUUUCGACGUGCUUUGUGACGACGAGCCAAUCAUAGACGACCCCGACUCGCCGCUCUUCAACGUGGACGACAAGGUGUCGAAGUUCCUAGAAAUAUGCAAGGAAAUGUCUAAAGGAUAUAGAAGUAAUUCCAUUUUAAUAACAAUGGGCGAGGAUUUUCAUUACCAAGAUGCUGCGAUGUGGUUCAAGAAUCUAGAUUUACUGAUCGAGUGAGUGAUAUGGCAUGUACAUCCUCAGAGGCGGUUCUAGCUCAUG